CUUGGUGACUGCCACUUUUUACAUAAAAGUUCAUUCCUCAACUGUGUUUCAUCUAAAUAAUUUCGUUAUGAUAAUUUUUCCAGUGUAUUUGUUCAGUUAUUGCGAAUGCAUUAUAUACUAUUGUGAAUAUCACGAGCAGCUGAAAGUAAGUGGCGCGAAGUCAGUAGAUUAAAGAAUACAUUUGGUAUUCUUUGCAGUAAAUAAAAGCAAUAUAUAUUAUUAAUUCAAAUUUAAAAAAUUAUUAAUACGACAUGAAUUCUGUUAAAAGAGUAAUUUCACCGCUGAAUAAUAAAAGUGAACAAGAUGUAAAAAAACAAAAAUUAAGUUCAAGUACUGAAAACUUAAGCAAGGUAAAUACUUUUAACGACCAGAAAGAAAACUUGGAUUUUUUUUUUGAUGAAAGCUGUGACUUCGAUCUAGGAGCAAUCGAAUCCACUGAGCAAAGCGUUGAACAUGUUUCCACGCUUGACUUGAGUAAAUGGCAACGUUGUUUGGUUGUUCAGUUAGAACGGGACCGCAAAUCGUUUGAUUUAGUGUUAAGUGUAGCAUUGGAUGAACGUAAAAAUUUAGAAGCAUACGACGGUGUGUCUUUGACAAAGUGUCACUUACAAGGACCUUGGUGCAAUACACACAUUGACGUUGGUGAUGUAGUUUCAAUAAAAGCGAUAUGGGAUAAUGAUAAAAAAAUUUACAAAGUUAAUAAAGAUUUCGGUUAUUGCGUUACUUAUCCUGACACAUUAAUAUCUGGUACAACUGUUGUUGGUUCAUUAUUCUGCCGUCGUAAAGCUGUACUACAGGAACGCUUUCGGGGCAUUGAUGCAAACGACAAAGUGAUGGUUAUAGGUACUUUGGUACAUGAGCUACUGCAAAUAGUGCUGGAAAAACAACUGACAUCAUAUAAGGAUAUUGAGAAUGCUUGUAACGAACUUUUGGAAUCACAAGAAACUGCUUACGCGCUGUAUGCUAGUCUUCUGACACGUGAAGAUGCUUCAUUAGAAGUAAAAAAAUUCGUUUCCAAUAUUUUCAAUUUUGUACAACAAUAUAUUGUAAAAAAAGAACCAGCUGUGGUAUGUAUAAAUAUAAUUAGUUGAAUAAUUGGUAAUAAAUAUUUGUGUAAUAUUGUUUAGCUACAAAAGGACACAUUUCAAGGUACAAUCAACAAAAUAGAAGAUAUAGAGGAAAAUCUUUGGAUACCACAGUUGGGACUUAAAGGCAAAGUAGAUGUUUCUGUGCGUAUACAUAGACGCAAAAAUAAUUUAAAAUUUGAAUCUACGAACACAAAUGCGAUUCCAUUGGAAUUAAAAACAGGUCGUGCCACUUUUUCAAUGGAACACAAGGGUCAAUUAAUUCUCUACCAAAUGAUGUUGUCGACAUUGGGGCGUGAUAUUAACUCAGGUUUACUACUUUAUUUACGCGAAGGUAUUAUGCGUGAAAUCAGCGGCGCGAGAAAUGAACAAAGAGACUUAAUAGCGCUACGCAACGAUUUGGCAUAUUAUCUGAGUUAUAUACCUAGUUUACCACUUGUAAAUGUACCAAACGCACUUGGAGAUGGUAAAUAUAUACAGCCAAUAAAGUUACCAGAUCCGAUUUCUCAUCACAGCGCGUGCAAUUCCUGUGCUUAUGCGAAUUUGUGUUGCACCUUUGCACGAACGGAUAAAAGCUUGGAACUGAGCGAAAGUCAUCCACUUCGAAAAGUUAUGCACGAUGUGACUGCACAUUUGAAGCCGACUGAAUAUGAAUAUUUUAUACAUUGGUGUAGGCUGAUUUCUUUAGAAGAUAUUGAUGAUAAAAUGGCAAAUGUUGCACGUUCGCUUUGGACCGAUACUCCGGAAAUAAGACAACAGAAUGGACGCGCCGUUAUAGAUUUAGAACUGUUAAACGAAGUUAGUUUUGAAGAUUCACGUUACUUGCAUACUUUUAAAUUAAAAAUGGAGAAGGAGGAAGAUAUGGAUCUGACAUUAAGUUGUUUUGCGUGUGGCAUGUAUGUUAUUGUCAGUUCCAGGCAACGCUUGGCAAUCGCGGCUGGUCACAUUUAUAAUAUAACAAAUAAUACAAUCUCGAUUAGAUUGGAACGGAACUUAAACAAAAACUAUAAAGGUCAAUCGUUUAUAGUCGAUAAGCAUGUCUCACAAUCUGUAAACGUUUUUAAUUAUACCAACUUGGGACUGAUGCUUGAUGAAACGGAUAGAGCUAAGACUCUGCGUGAUAUAGUGAUACACAAAAAACAACCAACAUAUACCAAGAAAUUGCCUUCAGUAAUUGCUGAGAAAGGCAAAGAAAUUUUGAAAAUGUUGAACAUGGUGCAACGUAAAGCAGUUCUGAAAGCCUUAACAACUGAUAGCUUCAUGCUAAUAAAGGGUUUGCCUGGCACAGGCAAGACACAAACAUUGGUAGCCUUGGUACAAUUAUUAAACUUAAUCGGAAAAACGGUGAUAAUCACUAGUCAUACACAUUCAGCUGUUGAUAACUUGUUAUUGCGUCUUAAGAAUACUGGUUUAAAAAUGCUAAGACUUGGUUCUGGCGAGCGUGUUCACACAGAACUGCAUGAAUGCAGUGAAAGUGAAGUAACGAAGGACUGUAAGACAGAAGCUGAGCUUGCUAAAAAGUAUGCCUCAUACAAUAUAAUUGGCGUAACUUGCUUGGGUGCAUCGCACUCCAUAUUUUUGCAUCGUAAAUUUGACUACUGUAUUGUAGAUGAAUCCACUCAAGUUAUGCAAUGUACAGUGCUGCGUCCACUUUUCUUUUGUAGCAAAUUUAUUUUAGUCGGUGAUCCAGAUCAGUUGCCACCACUCAUACGUUCCAAGGAAGCACGUUCACGCGGUGCUAGUGUAUCACUUUUUGAACGUUUGGAUUGUGAAGAAGUUACAUCAGUGCUGAAUUUACAAUAUCGUAUGAAUAAAAAUAUCACUAAGCUGGCUAAUGAGCUGACGUACGCUGGUGCUCUAGAAUGUGGUUCUAAAGAAGUGCAGUUAGCGGCACUUAAUUUUAAAAUGCCUAUAAUGGUAGAUAAGGAAAAAUGGUUGGAGCGUGUAAUGCAAACACAUGUAGAUCAAUCGGUAUUUUUGUUGGACACUUUAGAUUGUGCUGAACGUUCACGUGCUUUUGCAAUGAAGAAGCACAGUCGUGUCUGUGAAGCUAUUGAACAAACCUUUGCUUCAGAACUCGACAAUGAUGAAAAUUCAAACAUGAUUACGGCUGAAAAUAAACGUAUAUCUAAAUAUACAAAUUACUGUGAUGCAGCUAUUAUAUUUUAUAUUGUAGAGGUUUUAUUAAGGGCUAAUUUUAAACCUUCACGCAUAGGUAUUAUAGCACCAUAUCGCGCUCAAGUGGAGUUACUGCGUAAACUCUCCACUCAAUACAAUGAUUUCUAUAAAAACAAUGAAACUCCUUUAGAUUUUUCUACCGUAGAAGUUAAUACUGUCGAUCAAUACCAAGGUCGAGAUAAGGAUAUUAUACUCUAUUCAGGCACUAAAACCGGCAGCCUAAGUGAAAAGGAUAUCGACAGGCAACGUGAUAAUGAAAUUCUAGAAGACAAGCGACGCUUAACUGUAGCAAUUACACGUUCAAAACAUAAAUUAAUAUUAGUGGGUGAUACAGGCUGUUUAGCACAAUAUACACCAUUCCAAAAGAUGUUUAAGCAUAUACCUAGCUACUGUUGUAUGAAAUUGGAAGACAAUAAAUUGGGCUUCAAUUGGCAGAAACUGCUGGAUAAGUUGAGUGAAGUUAUAUCCAACUGAUUUAUGUGAGUUGAUUUUCUGGUUAUAUGUGCUUAAGUACUUUUAAGCAAGACUGAAAUAUUCUAUUGCGUUUGUGAGAUAAGCUUACUUUUACUACUAUAAACUACACCGCACAUGACUUUGGUAGUUGGUAGCUUUAAGUAAACCAUUAUAAGUUAAGAUAUAAGCCAAAUUGCAGAUAUGUUUUUAACAUUGUAUGCAGGCCAUCAUUAAGCAUGCUAUUUUGUGUUUUGAAACAAACUCUAAUUUUAAAUAUUUAUAUUU
Messenger RNA from Teleopsis dalmanni, 4001 nucleotides. It is a transcript of the gene Dna2, whose product is annotated as DNA replication ATP-dependent helicase/nuclease DNA2. The record is from RefSeq and is a predicted model, not a curated record. Gene Ontology annotation, cellular component: cytoplasm. The transcript has 4 exons. Lineage: Eukaryota; Metazoa; Arthropoda; Insecta; Diptera; Diopsidae. Gene Ontology annotation, molecular function: single-stranded DNA helicase activity; 5'-flap endonuclease activity. Gene Ontology annotation, biological process: replication fork reversal.